AUGCCACGAGAGCUAGCGUUAGAUUCCAGAGACGAAAUUACCUCCCCUUUCAGCUCCGCGCCUUUGACAGAUACCACGAGAAAGCCAUUAAGCCCAAAGAAGACAUCCAGCGGUGGCGGCGACGCUAGACUUCUUGUAUCAUCGCUUCGAAGCAAGCGCGAAGACUUGAUUAAGAGAUUCGAAAAGGCAAACUUGACUAACCACAAGGUCGCACCAACAUCGUUAAAUGAAGAUGCCGAAAACUACUCGGCGGUGAAGAAGAGAUCAUCCUUGGAUUCUGCAAUAGCAGCAGCACCGUCGCUACCUUCCACAAAGCCUGCAGAUAACACAAGGCGUCAGUCCUGGUGUACCCCCAAACAGUCUUUUACAAAAGAAAACAGCAAGUCCUUCGACAGGCAAAGCUCAAUAACCGAACAAAGCCUGAAGCCUGUUUCGGAAGCAUUGGCUACCUUCGAGAAGAAGAAUGGUAAGUCAACCCCACGGCCGCCGCCUGGCAAGGAUACAUCCUGGAUCCGGACACCAGAGAACAGAGAUUCUUUGAAUGCAAAAUCUGAAGCUUCUCGACCGUGUCCUACUGUAGAGACCAGUCAAAGGUCUUCUCUUCGUAAACCCCAAGCCAGUGAAAUUGUCGCAACGCCGGAUAGGACAUCGAAGAAACUGGUGGGAAGCAAUGCUGCGUGGAUGAAGCAACAGGGCUCUGACAAGAAGAGCAAGGGAAGCGACCAGAAGGAACAAACGACUGUUCCCGCCAGGAAGUCAUUGGAUGCAGCUUGGAUCAGGAAUGGUACAGGUAAAACACUUGUAUUACCGAAACAAGGUGGAGCACGUAGCAUGUCCUGGAUCAAACAACAAAACGCAGCCACCACCCCUAUCAAGAAGACACCAAACGCUGAUCGCGUGAAGACGAAGGAGACUACAGAAUCCGUUGACAGCGGCAACAGGACUGAGAGCAGCAACAGCGAUGAAUCAUCUCCUCUUCAUACACCUGCUGAGCGAGCAUUUCCAUCGACUGAGAAGAUAGAUUCCUAUCAGAGAAUGUCAACCACGGGCAGAUGUGUUGUCUCCCCGCAGUCAAACACCGGGUUCGCAACAUCCUUGUCACCGACAAAGGAUGUAGGAGGGAAGCGAAAGCUUCAGCCUGAACUAGCAUGGGCAGCAAAAAAGAAACCCGAGGGCUCCCCCAACCUAGUUCCUAUCUAUCGAGGUUCUUUCUCGGCAGUGCCGUCUCAGGCCUUCUACCACGAGAAAGGAAAGUCAGCAACCCUUGCUGCAUCGUGGGUCAGGCCGGGCAAUAGAUCGAAGGCCACAAGCAAACCAGAUAAAGAAACCAAUUGCGGAGAGAACGAGGAAUCGCCAGACAAGCCGUCUUGGAGUAGUAAGAACAAUCUGACGUUGACAGACGACGUCGACAAUAACAACCACAGUGAUGAGAUCGAGAGCGAAUUGAUCAGUUCACUCAAGCGAAAGUGCGUUGAGGAUCCAACAAGGCUGAAGAAAUGGGGCUUUGGACAACAGAGAAGUCAAAUCAGAGAUAGUGGAGGAUUGCGACGGAAAUCGACUGGUGAUGUCUCAUGGAUUAGGGCCAACGUGAGUCCUACCGCCAGAAAAGCUCCAUGGGUUCAGGCUUUGGAGCGAGUCGAUAGAAGCUCUCCUGCUUCUCCUUCGUUCCAGAUGAAGAGAACUUCCUUGGUCUCCUCUCCAACACUUCAAGCCAAGAAACGAGAGCACGACAGAAGCCACAGACGACGGAAUUCCCAGCCUUCUACGGGGAGACUCUUUUUCAACGCUGUUGCAGGACCGCUUCCACCAUCACCACCCUUUGUUGCGACCUCGACUAAUACAGUGAAUGAAUCAAUUAGUACGGACAAGAACGAAGACAAGGUUGCUCGAGACACCAGAGAAAGCCCCGAAUCUAGAUCGAGCGAAUCCAGCGAGCGCGAUGAACCCCAGUUGAAGCCAUUCAACGACAAAGUAUCUCUCUUUGAGCCAAGGAAGCAACUUUCCGAUACAUUCAACCCGAACGAUGGCGUGAAAGCCGCGAAAAUGUAUUGGGAAUCUCCAAAACGACUGGGUGGCAAGAAGCAACUGUCGGCGUUCACAAAGGUUGCGGCAGAGAAGCCGACAAAGGUUGUUGCAGAGAAAAAGACGAAUAUCUCUUCUUUGAUAAACGCGAUGGAAAAGUUCUCAAUGGGUGAAGAGUUUGAGGUCGUUGGGGAUAUCGAUGAUGAAAUCGAAGCAGAAGAAGCAGCAGAAGUACUUCCAGCGGAUGAAGAAGUCGUUGUUGGUAUGCACCCCGACGAUGACACAUGGGUCUCACGAAGUUCGGGAGAGAACUCAGAUCCAGAAUUCAUCGAGUAUGGCGACGCCAACUUCAUGAUAACUACUACCGAUAGAAGUGAGGAAGGCCAAGAGCAUUGUGAGCCUACCGAUAUCCGAAUGAACGCGUGCGAAGAAACCUCCGAAGGCAGCACGUACAAGAUUGAUAACUACCACAAGGACUUCAACGAGUCCAUACCGAUACAGAGUCCAUGGAUUCAUCCCAAUGACACGUAUGCUGCCGGCUACGGUAUUGACCGAUCUGCCAUGACCAUUGUUUCUGUUGUACAGAGUCCUUCGAAACAAGGCUGUGAUAGUGCAGUCGACGAGGAGCAGGCGGCUUUGAAGCGUCAGGACCAGAGUUCCAGCUCCAGCGCAAAGUCAAAAAGAGGCAAGAGUAGAGAUAAGAGUCUUACGACUCGUCGGACCCACCAUCAGGUGGCAUGUGGCUCUCUCUUGUCGGCAACAAAGAAACCCCCGGCUCGCAGCAAGAGUGCACACUGCCCUGGGCAAACGACCGCGGACCCUAUCUUCCAAGUCAAUGACGAUGAUGAGCAGAAGAUCAUGCAGAACAUCAUUAAGAUUCUUUCAAAGAAGGGCGAGGACGAGUUCUGUAUUACCAAUGGAUACGAGAUGGAAAACAAGCCCAGUAAGAGCAUGUUCAAGAAGCUCAAGAAGGGGCUGGGAAAGUCAAGGGCGAAGGACGACAUUGAUCUGGCGAGUGGAUACUUCCCCACGGACGAGGAAACGCUAGAGCUGAUCUGUACUGACAACAGAACAACGAUGAGUUCGAUUACUCGCUCUGUGAACAGCAACCCAGGCGAUUCCUCGCAAAAGAGCGGCGACUCGAAACCAAUGCCAUUGAGCGUGUUGAAUGGAUUCUUCAAGGCUGCUCGAAAGUUGCAGAAGAGUGCCAAACGCAAGAAAUCUCGACGACGAGGACGAAGCAUGAACAGCAGCAAGCCACCGCUGGAGAGGCAUUCGACAACGAAAGCCUACAACAAACAAACCCAGUCAAUGGAAGCAACAGCAGAAGAAGAAGAAUUCGACGCAUCCGCAGAUUCACUUGAAGAAGUUCAGCUGUGGCCCAGUGUUCCACAGCAGCAACCACAGCAACAGCCAAUUGGGCCCUCGGUAAUGAUUCCUGGGGUCUCUGCGCUGACGGAAGAUAGAAAAUUUGGAGCAUACGGUGGUCUUGCGAGUAGUCGCUCCAAGGCCUUGAACGAAUCCAUUACUCCAGCCAUACAAAGUCUAGCAUCGUGGUAG
Messenger RNA from Seminavis robusta, 3582 nucleotides. The record is from the annotation of a GenBank genome assembly. Lineage: Eukaryota; Bacillariophyta; Bacillariophyceae; Naviculales; Naviculaceae.